This is a messenger RNA of Heterotrigona itama, 1652 nucleotides long. The record is from the annotation of a GenBank genome assembly. Lineage: Eukaryota; Metazoa; Arthropoda; Insecta; Hymenoptera; Apidae.
UAUUUCUUGCAUCCUAUAUAUAGAUUGAUCUGUUGAUUCGUGUAAAAUUAAAAUAUUUUCGGUCUCGUGAAAGUUACAAAAUCAAAUUACGAAAUAUAAGCUGAGAACCAACUUAAAUUAAGGAAGUUGUAUAUUUUUUUGACAAUUAAAAUAGUCAACGCAUUAAUUGUAAAACUGUUCGUGUUUUAUUUUAUGCAUCGUAUUAUUGAUCAUGAAAAUGAAAAUGAACAUUGUUUACGUUGAGUACAUAUGUGAAAAAAUUUCGUUAAUUCAAUACUCUUAUGAAAUAGUUUUCAUAAGAUGAUCAAAUUCAUUAUGCUAAUCGUUUAUAUAACUAGACUGAUAUCUCUUAUUCUUCUAGAAGUUGAUUUACUCGAAUCCAUGUAGUGUCUUAAUUCGGUUUCGUUUGAAACAAGAUCAAUUUAUUGGAGAAGAAAGAAAGAAAAGAGCAAACAUAACGAAAUGAACCGUGUAAAAAAAUUGCUAUCGAGUAAAGAAACUCGAGAUUAUUUAAUGAGCACACAUUUUUGGGGACCUAUAGCUAAUUGGGGUAUUCCUAUCGCAGCAAUCGCUGACAUACAAAGAGAUCCGAAAUAUAUCAGUGGAAAGAUGACGUUUGCAUUGUGCUUGUAUUCAGCAAUGUUUAUGCGCUUUGCAUUGAAGGUUGAGCCACGCAAUUUAUUACUUUUUGCCUGUCAUUUUGCGAACGAAGGUGCACAACUUACUCAAGGUUGUAGAUUUAUUAAAUAUCAUUAUGUAAAUAAAAAUGAAUAACUAGUGAUAAUUUUAGAAUAAAUAUUAUUGCCAUUCAUUUUUAAUUGAUAUUAUUGAUAACUAUUUGUUUCAAUUGGAAUACAAAACAAUAUCAAGUAGUAAAAAAUAACAUAAUUUUUAUAAUCUAUUCAUACUGGAAGUAAUAGAUUAAACAAUUGUAAAUGUAAACUAUUUACUAUAUUAGUAGAUGUAAAGAAGAAAAACAUUAAAUAGCAUUACAAUAUUAAUUACAUUAUUAAUUUGUUAUUUUAAUCUUAUUUAUUUCCUGUCUUAAUUUUAUUCUGACCUUUUUUAUUACUUGUCCUAAUUUAAUGUAAUUUAGUUUGUCAGAUAAUUGAGAUUAAAAAGAAAUAAUUUGAUUAAUUUUGUUAUAUUAAAACUUAAUGAUAAUAUAUAUAUUCACAAAAUUAUUUGCAUCUUUAUUACUACUACUUAUUACUUUAUUACUACUACUUGUUAUUACUUACAAAAAGCAGAGUUAGUCAAAUUAUCAUUGUUGACUAGCAAUUUUUUAAUCGUUUGUAUGAGUUAACUCGUGAUUGGCUAAUAUUUUGACAAACAUGGUUAGUUAUAUAGUUAUAUAGUAUUAAGUGUUGAAACAUAAAAAAUGAAGUAAAAUAAUUUAGUACAAAAUAUGUAAAAUAAAUUGUAUAUUUAUACGCGUAUAAAAAUACAAAAUAAUUAAAAAAGACAUUAAGUUAUAACAGCAGUGUUUCAUAAAUUACAAUUUUUAAAAUAUCAAUAUGUAUAUAUUGUAAUACUUAUAUUAGAUAUUCAAUAAUGAAUGUAUCAUAUGUAAUAUCAAAACUACUAUUUGAAAUUAAAAAAUUUAUAGAAACAAUUUUUAAAUAAAUUUUUAGUUUUUUCCUAAUAUAUAA